AUGGCUCAAUGGAGAAUGGAGAACUCUGCUGUUCUGGCGUUUCUUCUAAAUAUCAUGACACCGAAUGUGGCCAGAAGUGUGCAACUGCUGGAGACUGCACAGAAAGUCUGGGAGACAGUGGCCCAAAUAUUCUCACAAAAGCAGAAUUCUGCUCAAGCAUUUGAGAUCCGUUCUCAAUUACGUCAGCUUCGUCAGGGAGAUUUAUCUAUCACUGAAUAUGCCACCGAGUUGAAACAUCUCUGGUCUGAAGCUGAUCAUUAUAAAAUUUUUGUUCCACAAUGCUCCAUCGAUGUUGAUGGAUUUCAGAAAUAUUUAGAAGAAGAACGGGUUCAGGACUUUCUAUAUGGUCUGAAUCCGGAAUAUGAAUCUGUCAGAGUUCAGCUUCUCGUCAGAGAUAUUUUACCUAGUUUAGGUCAAUCACAGCAGGUAGGGGAGAAGGUAUGUUUUCAUUGUAAAAAGCCUGGGCACACUAAGGUAUUUUGCUGGGAUCUCCAUGGCCGCUCAAAUCAGCCUGGGCGUAGUAGUCGGAGCCGUGGUGGUCAUCGUAGUGGUGGAAGAACUGGAGGACAGAAUCAUGUUCGUGGACCUGUCCAAGCCAAUCUCUCUGAAGAGAUCGAGAGUGCUGUACACAGCUUAUCUGCAGAAGAGAUCAGACCUUCCGACGAAUGA
This is a messenger RNA of Elaeis guineensis (African oil palm), 669 nucleotides long. Lineage: Eukaryota; Viridiplantae; Streptophyta; Magnoliopsida; Arecales; Arecaceae. The record is from RefSeq and is a predicted model, not a curated record.